This is a messenger RNA of Theobroma umbraticum, 2918 nucleotides long. NCBI's taxonomy places the organism in Eukaryota, Viridiplantae, Streptophyta, Magnoliopsida, Malvales, Malvaceae. The record is from RefSeq and is a predicted model, not a curated record.
GCCAUGGAAAGUUCCUUGCGCUUGAUGUGGUGCAAAACAUUUUUCUUUAACUUACUAUAUAUAAUAUAUUCGGUGUUGCUAGCAGUGAUCAGCAUGCAACCAUGAGAGCGGUUACAAUUUCCCUAUUUGCAUUUCUUCUUGUAAUCGCAGCUACGGCUAUUAGCUUUUGUGAUGGGAAGUCCAAUGUGCUUUGCAUUGAAAGUGGGAGACAAGCCCUUCUGAAGUUCAAGCCUGAUCUCAUUGAUGAAUCAAACAGGCUAUCUUCUUGGGUUGAAGGUGAACAUGAGGAUUGCUGUAAAUGGGUUGGUGUUCUUUGCUAUAACCGGAGUGGCCAUGUCUAUCAGCUGCAUUUGGGGCUUCUUAUUCCUGAUGAGCAUGCGCCAGAUGCUGUAUGGGAAGCUUACGGUCGGUCAAAGCUAGGAGGCAAAAUAAAUCCUUCUCUGCUCGAUUUGAAACAUCUCAGUUUGCUAGACUUAAGCAAUAACGAUUUUGAGGGCAUGCAGAUUCCCGAAUUCAUCGGUUCGCUAAAGAGUUUAACAAAUCUUAACCUCUCUAAGGCAUCUGUCGGAGGAGCAAUUCCCGAUAAGCUUGCAAAUCUCUCGAAGUUGCAUUAUCUUGAUCUUGGACACAAUUUCCCAUUAGAAGCUAAAACUCUUCAAUGGGUUUCUAGCCUUCCUGCUUUGCUGUAUCUCGAUCUGAGUGAAGCAAAUCUUAGUAAAGCAACUGAUUGGCUACUAACAAACAAACUUCCUUCUUUGGUAGAGUUGCACUUGUCAGAUUGCAAUCUAAAUAAUGAUCCAUCUCCAGUCAGUGUUAAUUACACAUCUCUUGCUGUUCUUGAUCUUUCAUCGAGCAUGCUAUCCUCAAUACCUACUGAUCUUAGCGGGAAUAGUAUUGCAAGUGUGAUUCAUAAUGGUUUUCGAAACAUUUCUUCUCUCAAAUUUUUUGAUCUUUCAUAUUCAUUGUCUUCACCAUCGAUACCCAGUUGGUUGUCUAAUUUAAACCAUCUUCAAUUCCUUGGUCUUAGAAGUAUCGACCUGCAAGGUAAUAUUUGGAGUGCCAUUGGAAACUUGAGCUCCGUUAGUCACCUUGAUCUUUCAGAUAACAUGCUUGAAGGAAUAGUACCCAAAUUUUUGGGAAGUCUUUGCAAUUUAAGGGAGAUUGAUUUGUCAUGGAAUGAAAUUGAUCAUGACGUAUCAGAAAUCAUACAGAGUGCUCUUCAUUCUCUUCAGAUAUUGGACCUUGCUUCUAACAACAUUUCAGGAGCUAUUCCAAAAUGGAAGUUGUCAUCGUUGAAAUUUCUUGAUGUUUCAGAGAAUCAAUUAAAUGGAAGUCUUCCUCAAAGUUUAGGACAACUUGGGAAUUUAGAAAGUUUAGUUGCUGGCUACAAUACGUUGGAAGGAAAUGUCUCAGAAAUGCACUUUUCUAAUCUCACAAGUUUGAGACUUUUGAGUGCAUCAAACAACAUGUUGACAUUCAAACCAAAUUCAAGUUGGAUUCCUCCUUUUUUCUGUGAUAUUAUUGAAUUAGGCAAUUGGCAUCUUGGCCCGCAAUUUCCUCAGUGGUUACAAUUCCAAAAGAACUUGCUUGUUUUAGAUAUCUCCGAUGCAAGAAUUUCAGGUGUCUUUCCCACUUGGUUUUGGGACCUUUCUACUCGAUUUGGGAAUUUAAAUCUUUCCCAUAACCACCUUGUUGGGGGGAUGUCAUAUUUGGCCGGAAGUUUUUUGGUUGACUUGAGUUCCAACCAAUUCAAUGGUGAAAUUCCAGAUUGUUGGAAAAAUUGGCAAAAUUUACAGAUCUUGAAUUUUGGAAACAACAAUCUAACUGGAAAAAUUCCUCAAUCCUUGGAAUCAAUGCGUCGUCUUAGGUCAUUAACCCUCCGGAACAAUAGCCUGUUUGGAAAAGUACCAUCCACAUUUCAGCAUUUUGCUGAUUUAUUAAUUCUUGAUCUUAGUGAAAAUCAAUUCACUGGAAGUAUACAAGAAUGGAUUGGAGACGAGCUGUCAAAACUCUUGGUUCUAAACCUCCGUUCAAAUAACUUUCAGGCCCAUAUUCCUCAUAAAAUUUGUGCUCUUCAUUCUCUUCAGAUAUUGGACCUUGGUCAUAACAACAUUUCAGGAGCUAUUCCAAAAUGUUUCAGUAACCUAAGUGCCAUGGCCACAAAAACCAAAACCAUCGGCUCAUAUGGGUUUUCUAUGAAGUUCAAUUCUUUACCUCCUAAGUCAACCAUUAUGGAUGCAUGGGUGGUGAUGAAAGAGGAUAAAUACAGUACCAUACUAGCACUUGUUACCAGCAUAGACCUCUCAGCAAACAGUCUCACGGGAGAGAUCUCCAAAGAAUUUGGAGUCCUCAUUGGGCUGCGAUCAUUAAAUUUGUCAGGGAAUCUCCUAACAGGAAAGACACCGGAAGACAUUGGCAACUGGGAGUCAUUGGAAUCUUUAGACUUGUCGGUGAACCGACUCAAUGGUGAAAUCCCUUCAAGUUUCUCCAAUUUGAAUUUCCGAAAUCACUUGAACUUGUCCUACAACAACUUGACAGGAAAAAUCCCAUCAAGCACCCAGCUCCAAGGCUUUGACAAGAUUUCUUAUAUUGGCAAUCAUCUUUGCGGACCUCCUGUUACUAAAAACUGCAGUGCAAAUGGCGGAACACCUAAUGUUACAACUGGAGGUAGAAGUGAUGGGCCUAAGGUGAAUGGCUACGUGAGCAUAGUGCUUGGAUUUGUCAUGGGGUUUUGGGGUGUGGUGGCUCCCCUGUUUUUCAUCAGGUCUUGGAGGUUUGCUUACUAUCAAAAACUGGAUGAUGUUGGUCGCAAGCUGUACGUGUUUUGGGCUACUACUGGAAGAAGCUCAUUUCGGAGCGUUUGGCAAAGUAAUAACCAGAUUUGUGCGCUCGUUACUUGUUCCAUGUUUCCGUUUUGA